Messenger RNA from Anisakis simplex (herring worm), 390 nucleotides. NCBI's taxonomy places the organism in Eukaryota, Metazoa, Nematoda, Chromadorea, Rhabditida, Anisakidae. The record is from the annotation of a GenBank genome assembly.
AUAAACGCCGUACCGCUAUGCAUUAAAAAAAUCAAAAUUGAUGAAAAUCCUCGAAUAAUUGCCGAUCAACGUUGUAUGCAUAUGGAUGUGAGUGUUAAAAUGAUUGUCUUUCAUCCCACGGUCGGUCAUCCUUAUAGAUGUACUGUUGCGUCCAUUGGAAAGUAUUUGAUAACAGCAAAAAUAUUCGACGCGAUAACUUUCGUUGCACCGAUCGACGCUACUGUGCAUUCAAUUCCAAAUGUUGGUGACGUGGUAUCGAUUGAAUUUCGUGAAGUUGACUUCAAGAAAUCACUCUGCCAAAUGAAAGGUGUUUUGGUUGCGAGAAGGAAAGAGAAGACGAAUAAAGUGACAUUCGUGGAUGAUGAUGAUGAUGAUGAUGGUAAAGGAUAG